GUGCGUGCGCACAAAAUCGCAUCGAUGCAUCUGCAGCACCGACGCUACCCCUGCCCUCCGACUCCUCGCUCGAUCCAUCGACGGCAUCGGAAAGGUUUAAAUAAGCUCCGAACGACGACACCGUCACAGUUUUCCCUUGGAAGCCGAAGCGAGCACAUCAGUCGUUGAGCCGUGAUAGAAAGUGAUAGAUUUUGUGUGAAAGAAAAUUCACGGAUUCCCAAGCAAGAUGUUUCAUUUUGUUAAUAGCUUCUCGACGGGCUGUGGUUCGCCCGGAGCCCUCGAAGCAAGCUACGCCGACGAGUUCCCGACCUCCAAUGUGUAUCCUUCGACGUCUUGGCGCGAGUUAGACUCCAGUAUUUCCGACGAGAAAAACAAAUCCAUUUGUUCGAGCGCCGUUGUGGACGGGACGAUGAACGAACCACCAGGAAGCUGCGUGAUUGAGAAAGUUCUGGUUGACAGUGAAAAAGUGCCGGGCAGCCACGACGAAUGCGCAGCGUCGGCAACGGUGACGAAGGACUACGGUACCGAUGACGAAUGGGUAGUCACGCACAUGAGCGACGCUCAGCUUUCUGCGAUGGAAACGGAUCAUGUUAUCGCGAAUACAAACAACUACGCUAGAGGACCGCCAAAAUUGUCCGAAGCGGACAUAAAAUGCAGUAUAUUGAUUCGGCAGACACUGGAACAACAGGCCUUAUUGACACACGAUGCGUUUAUGAAAGCCAGGAUAGAGCAUCUGGAAAAACUCCUUCAUAAGCAGGGCACAGUUACGCCAAGUUCUUUACGAGGCGAAAUUCUGAAGCAGCAUGUCGAGGAUUACACAAAGAACAUGAAAGAGCUGAGCGAUCGGCUCAUUCGUAAUUUGCAUACUCGUUUCAACGACGAACAAAAUAUUAUCGAAGACUGCGCCAGAACGAUUCACGCAAUCGAACUACAAAAAUUCGCUUAUAUGAAAUAUCUGAGUGAAGACGUUCUGACUGCGCUUGAAAAGAAACUGAGAAGUCACAGCAGAAAACUGUAUUUUGUCCAACUCGAGAUUUUGGAGGAGAAGCAAAGUAUGUUUAGCACUCAGCAGCAGUACCAGAAAAUACUAGCUGAUUACAGGCAUUUGGUGCGAGGGGUGGACUCUGUCGAGGAAGAAGAUGAAAUGAAGGCUAUGAUCGACAAGGAAAGGCAGGUAAAAUACGCCGCGAUCGAGAAAAGCCUCGAUAAAAGGGAUAAAGAGUUGAGCGAAAGAGAGGCUGCAUUUACUGCAACGCUCCAACAGACGCAGAGCCUAAACAAAGAAAGAGAGUGUUUGAUGGGCCAAAUUGAAAGAUUGGGCAUUAUGAUUGAAUCAUUGGAGGAUCAAAAAGUGAGGGUGUUGGAUGAAAGACAAUCUAUUGAGGAGGAAAGAGCAAUCUCAGAACGUCAACAACGCACGCAAGAGUGUCAAAUCACAGAGUUGAGGGACGAGGUUCAGCUGCUGAGGAAAAAGUGUAGCGAGUUUGCCGAAGAAAUCGACGCCCUGAAAGACGAGAACGAGAUGCAGCAAAGAGGAAAAAAUAAUUUGCUACGCGAGCGACAGUUCUUGUACGAAACAAGAGUACAUGCCGAUGACCAAAUAGCAUUGCUGAACGUGAAUUUAGAAAUGAUUCGAGAGAGAAACGCUUCGCUGGAAAGUUCACUCAACGUAAAUCGAGAGGAUCUGAAUAAUUUUAAGGCCGAGCUUGCAACCGCACACGAGACGAUCGCUAAGCUGCAACAAGAAAACGCCGAAUACCAAGUGACUGCGAACACAGUCGAAACGUACAAAAUGCUAAUCGACGAACAAGAAAGAGACUUGACGCAAAUGAUCGCAGCCGAGGACAAUUAUUUACAACAGAUAGAGACAUUGUCCAACGAGAAUCGAGAGUAUCGAGAGAAAAUUGAGCGUUUGAGAAAUCAACAAUGAAUUCAGCAACCUCCAACAAAUUAGUAUAAGAAGAUUUAUGUUCCCUGUUUAUUAAAUGAUUUUAAAAAUUGAUCAACCGAAUUUGUACUAAAACUGCACACUCAAAAUUUUACAGAAGUGACCACAUUUUAUACUUUUAUAUCCAAUAAAUACACUCAAUAGCAUUUAAAAAUUA
This is a messenger RNA of Nasonia vitripennis (jewel wasp), 2105 nucleotides long. RefSeq names its product ELKS/Rab6-interacting/CAST family member 1-like. Lineage: Eukaryota; Metazoa; Arthropoda; Insecta; Hymenoptera; Pteromalidae. The coding region runs from base 227 to 1930 and encodes 567 amino acids. The transcript is spliced from 4 exons. The record is from RefSeq and is a predicted model, not a curated record.